Molecule: messenger RNA, 897 nt
Organism: Prunus armeniaca (apricot)
Lineage: Eukaryota; Viridiplantae; Streptophyta; Magnoliopsida; Rosales; Rosaceae
Source: the annotation of a GenBank genome assembly
AUGGAUUCGGGGGCGCAUGAUCUGCAAGGUAGCAGUGAGGUUUUGGGUGCAGUUGAUCAAAAGAAGACUGAGAAAUCAAGAAAUUCUGUUGUUUGGUCGGUUGUUGAAACUGUCAUUGUGAUUGAAUCAGAAGAGGGUGCUUGUGUUAUUGGAAAAAAUGAAGAUUUGGAAGCAUUGGGAAAGGAAUUGGGGUCCAAAAAAGCAGUGGUGGAAGGACUUGAGAAACUGAAUGAUAAGGAGGCAUGCGACCAGCCUGGUAGUGGUGUGGUUCCUAGUGAAGUUGAGCAAGGAAAUAAUAAGAAUUCAAACAAUUUGGCUGAUGGGAAUGUUUCUGAGACUCUGGUGGUCAUUAAUUCGGAUGAGGCUGCCCGUGUUACUGGAGAUAAUGGAAGAUUGAUUACGAAGGUUGACGAAUUGGGGUCGAGUAAGGUAUUGGUGGAAGAAUCAAAGAAGAUGGUGCCUCAAGCAGAGAAAGACUCACAUGUGAUUGAUGUGAGGUGUGGGAGUGGUAAAGGCUUUGGUGAUAAAUGGGAUGGGGAAAGGGUUUGUAGGAUUUGCCAUUUAAGUUCUGAACAAUCACCGGACAGAAAAAUUGAAACUGCUAAUAGUUCUACCCCUACGGAAUUAAUUCAUCUUGGUUGUGAGUGUAGAGAUGAGCUAGGUGUUGCACAUGGUCAUUGUGCCGAAGCAUGGUUUAAGCUAAAAGGAAACAGGACGUGCGAAAUCUGUGGUGAGACAGCGAACAAUGUCACUGGUCAUGGGGAUAGCAGAUUUAUGGAGGAGUGGAAUGAAGAAACGCUUUCUGGUAUUGAAAAUAACUCAUCAGAGAGGAAUGGAGGAUGUUGGCGGGGACAGCCAUUUUGCAACUUUUUAAUGGCAUGUCUGUGUGACGGAUGA